Phoenix dactylifera (date palm) is the source of this 2454-nucleotide messenger RNA. RefSeq names its product zinc finger CCCH domain-containing protein 18-like. Gene Ontology annotation, molecular function: RNA binding; metal ion binding. NCBI's taxonomy places the organism in Eukaryota, Viridiplantae, Streptophyta, Magnoliopsida, Arecales, Arecaceae. The record is from RefSeq and is a predicted model, not a curated record.
AGACCCAAGAUUUUCUGAGAGGACAAAAAAUCCACCCUGUACUCCAUUAACAAACAGAAGAAGGAAAAUAUUAAGAAGAACGAUUCGGGUGUCAGAGAUUUAAUAAGUCUCUUCUUCUAUCCAUUAUGGUAGGAUGCUGUGCCGCGGUCGGAGAAGAGACUAAGUACGCCGAUAUGGAUUUCUCCGAAUUGACAAAGAUAAUCUCCCGUAGAGUUCAAAAGCUCGAGCCAGAUAAUGCUGUUAAGAUCAUGGGGUGCAUCCUUCUGAAGGAACCUGGAGAGCAAGAAAUGUUACAGCUAGCAAUUGGCCAUGAGAACAUAUUGGUAUCCAAGAUAAACGAUGCCAAGGCCAUGCUAAGUAUGCUGUCCCCGAACAACUUCACUUCAGCACAAAUGCUUUCCAUACCCGACAAUUCUCAUCAGUUCGGUUCACACCGUCCUUCUGGGUCACGCCCCUUCUCCUCCCCUGCCAGCUUUCAUGUUCCUGCUCCUUAUUGGGAUCCUCAGCUUGCUCCCGAUCAGCACACUCCACUGCAGAGUUUAGAUUUUGGCCCACGACUAUAUACGGAUUCAGUUGGGGAUGAUUACUCUCUUCGUAACCAACCUCAGUUCUUGGGCAUAGAUGAGCAAUUGGAUAAUUUGAAUCCCAUGGGCAGUUACUACUACCCGGAUGCUGCAUUGGCUGGGGAGAUGACUAGUAGGACUAGCAGGAGAUCACAGAGCCUUUCGGAGUUACCUAUGAAGACCUGCCAUUACUACGUCAAGGGGUUCUGUAAGCACGGAGUGAACUGCAGGUACUCUCAUGGACUGUCCUUCCCGGAUGGCUAUUUGCAGGCAUUUAGCCCCGGUAUGAUUGAAUUGCCAAAUGAGGAUCAUGCAUUCACACCAGGGUCACUUGAGAAUCUAGAAAUGGAGAUCAUAGAGCUGUUGAGAUCAAGGAGAGGGAGUCCUGUUUCUAUUGCCUCACUGCCUAUGCUGUAUUAUGAGAAGUAUGGAAGGAAUCUUCAGGCUGAGGGGUACCUCACUGAGAGCCAGCGGCACGGGAAGGCUGGUUUCAGCUUGACAAAGUUGCUUGCCCGCUUGAAAUACAGCAUCCGACUCAUAGACAGCAGACCACAUGGGCAGCAUUCAGUGAUACUAGCAGAAGAUGCCCACAGAUAUAUGGAAUGCAGGAAUGAGAGAAGUGAUCUGGGUUCAGCAGUUGCGAGUUCUCAUCAAAUAUAUCUUACAUUUCCAGCAGAUAGCACAUUUACUGAGCAAGAUGUUGUCCACUAUUUCAGACAAUAUGGCCCAGUUCGUGAUGUGAGGAUUCCGAGCCAAGACAGAAGAAUGUUUGGGUUUGUGAGCUUCCAUUAUGCACAGACUGUUCAGGAUAUUUUGAUGAAGCGGAAUCCCCAUUUCAUUUGUAAUUCUCGUGUUCUAGUUAAGCCAUAUAGGGAAAAAUCAAGGAUCAUUGACAGAACCUGUAUGGAGAAACUAAAGCCUGCAAUGUACUAUCCUUCUCAAUAUAGUGACGUGGAACCUGAGCUUCAUGCAAUUUCUAGAGAAUCCGAUAGUUCAAGGAUGUUCAAAAGCAAGUUAAUUGAGCAGGAAAAGAUAUCUGAACUCGAGAGAAGGCGUCUCUCUGAGUUGAACUUGGCAUCAAAGCCGCUAUCUCAGCAACCUUAUCCCAGUUAUGACAUGGAAGAAUUUAAAGUUACAGAAGAUGGAAAUGAGUUCCCGCUGAUAGAUCAUUUUAGCUAUACUCUUGAUUCUCUUAACAAUGGAUCGACAAGUGAUGACAAAGCCAGGCAGUCCAGCAACAGUUACAGUGACCAGGAGAGUGGCCAAAUUGAGCUCCCAGAGAGUCCUUUUGCAUCUCCACCAAUAGAAAACAGCAUCUCUGCAGUCAUAUAGGGAUCAAGUGAGAAAACCAAAGAAUAUAUAGAGUGCUUCAUUUCAUUCUUCAGUUCGAAACUACAGUUUUCAAACUCCAAACUAUAUGGAUCUGUGAGAUGUUAGUGAGCUUUAUACCAGUAACCACAAGAUCAGUUGCUUCUCCAUUGUUACUUCAUGGGAGAAGGCUACAAAAGUAAUACAAGAACAGAUAAAGGGGGAAAUGUUACACUUUUUAUUGUAGAUACUGGAGCAUAACUUCAUCGAUUUGUAGAAGUGAAAGCAUGAAUUCAAGAUGUUUGGUUCAUUAUUGAGAGGCUGUUGUGAAUGACAUUUGAAACAGAAGGUGGUGUGAUACAGAAGGAACUGCUAAUUGGAGUGGAUAUCUUAAAUUAAUUUGCAAAUAAAGAUUUGGCUAAUUGUCGUAGGAAAAGACAAGGGCGAUGAUAUUGAAAUAGGUUAUGCAGUAUCAGUGAUGUUUCUAGUGGUAGUGGGUUUGGAUCCAAUACUAGUUUAAUCAUGUCUUUUAGCAAAACAAAGGCCCCAUUAUUGAGAAUAUGAUCUUUUCUUUUUCAUUAUU